Coccinella septempunctata (seven-spotted ladybird) is the source of this 1228-nucleotide messenger RNA. Its product is annotated as zinc finger protein GLIS2 homolog. The transcript is spliced from 4 exons. The record is from RefSeq and is a predicted model, not a curated record. Gene Ontology annotation, biological process: regulation of transcription by RNA polymerase II; smoothened signaling pathway. NCBI's taxonomy places the organism in Eukaryota, Metazoa, Arthropoda, Insecta, Coleoptera, Coccinellidae. Gene Ontology annotation, molecular function: RNA polymerase II cis-regulatory region sequence-specific DNA binding; DNA-binding transcription factor activity, RNA polymerase II-specific. The coding region runs from base 245 to 1156 and encodes 303 amino acids. Gene Ontology annotation, cellular component: nucleus.
AGCCCAACACCACUGUGGUCGAGUGUGGCAUGGGGACAUAACAGUUUUAGAGUUAUAAGUUAACAGUGGGAUGUGAUCGAAGAUAUCUACACCUUUUCAGACAGUUGAAUAUCGGCCGUUGUUUUUCUAACGCGUGGUGGGCCAACCGCUUCACUACUACAACUACAACCCACCUGUACAACCGGACUAUUCUGCUAGUUUUUCGUACUUCCAGAGGUUUGAAGCUGUGUAUUCCAGUGAAGAGAUGUCAGGUCACAACAUGAUGAUGCAUUCUCCUAGUAGUUCACAGAGUGACAGCGAAAAUUCUGAGUCCAGCGUUGAUAUCUCCAGAAGUAGAUUGAAGCCUGAACCUAGAGAUAAAAUGAAGUGUUGUUGGAAACAUUGUGGUGUGGAGUUUGAAACGCUGGAACUACUAGCCAAUCAUGUUACCAGACAACAUGCGGACAGCGGUGCAGGAGGCCUGUUCUACUGUGGCUGGGAAGGAUGCACAAGGAAUCAAAGAGGUUUUAAUGCGAGAUACAAAAUGCUAGUACACGUGCGUACCCACACUAACGAGAAACCGCACAGGUGCAGCCAGUGCGAGAAAUCAUUUUCCCGUGCGGAAAACCUCAAGAUACACUCACGCUCCCACAGUGGCGAAAAACCCUACGUCUGCACGGUACCAGGCUGUGGAAAAGCCUACUCCAACUCCAGCGACCGUUUCAAGCACUCCAGGACGCACCAAGUAGAGAAACCGUAUUGCUGUAAGGUACCAGGGUGUCCCAAACGAUACACCGAUCCCAGUAGCCUCAGGAAACACGUUAAAACAUACAAACACUUCGUGAACGAGAACAACAUAAACAGUCCGAACUCAGAGUACGCGAUGCUGAACGAUGAACAGGUUAGGGAACGUAGAUCGAAUUUUUGUGAAAGUAUUUUGGCAGGUGAUCGCAGUGAGCCUUGCAAUUGUCCACAUUUCUGCUCGAAUAACCGACUGACGAUGAGCCAUGAGACUGAUUACCUGGAUAGGUCUUACGAGGUUCAAGAAAACGUGAUCAAUUUGUCGUGGAAAAGGAUCGGUGGUGCUGAGGAGGUGUUCAAAGAAGAAAAAUUGCAUCAGCAUUUCAUGGACAUCGAUAUGCCCUUAGAUUUAAGUAUACAUAGGUUUAGUGUUUGAUGCGCAAUAUGCAAGAUUUGAAAUAUUUAUUAUAUUUAUUUAUUGUGUUAAUAAAUUUAUUUGUGUUGAAAA